Bactrocera oleae (olive fruit fly) is the source of this 941-nucleotide messenger RNA. RefSeq lists its product as uncharacterized. The record is from RefSeq and is a predicted model, not a curated record. Lineage: Eukaryota; Metazoa; Arthropoda; Insecta; Diptera; Tephritidae.
UGUGCGCAAAUCUGCCGAACUUCUCAGCUGAAAAAAUGUUACCGAAGCAAGUAACCGUCUGCACUAUAUUCCUUGCGUUGCUGUGGGCAGAUGUGAAAGCACAGGAUAUCGACAAAGAUUUGGAUAAAAUUAAUACCGAUUUGGACACAAUUAUCAAUAAGAAAAUUGGAUUCGCGUCCACACCGGAUGAAAUAGAAUACAAUAAGGAAAUAGAUAAUGUACAGAUCGCCAGGAAUAAUAACGAUAGAACACAAAACUCGCUCAAUGAAAAGACUGAAGCCAAAAAGCGGUUUGAGUAUUACGAAAGCCGCAGAGAUGACUUAAAGCAAACGAUUAAUAAACUUUUAUCACUAGCUGAGAACUUAAACGACACUCCGAUUGUUAACAGCUUAAAAAACGCCCUGACCCAGCAAAAUAAUUAUAAAGAAUUCGCAAUAGCCAAUGCUUUGGAACAAUUGGUUGCCGACAAAAAUAACACUGAAAUGCCAAAUAAUUUGAUUGGUAACCCAAUUCAGCCAAAUGAUCCGAGUGACUUGAGUAAUUUUCUUGACGUUUUAUCAAAAUUCGUACGCGCUGGCGGCCAUUUGUUUUCACCUACCGUGUAUAAUCAAAUAAGUCCUUAUGAUUCGUCGAUCUCCCAACCCGACAAUAAUUUAAACAAACAACUGAAGGAAUUGUUAAAAACGUUGAACAAAAAGCUUGAUACCUUAAACAAGGGGGACUAUGAUGAAUGGUUAGAGUGGUUUGAAUGGUUUUAACGGUUCAUAAUACAAUAGUUUUUGGUAAAUGCACGAGUAACGGUAACGCUCUUUUUGAACAACGCUUGCACCUUCAUUAGUACAUAUGUAAGCUUUUUCGGUUUAUUUUCAACUAUUCUAUCAACUAUAUAUAAAUAUAUACAUGCAUAUAUAAUUUUCGUCUACAAUAAAUAUUGAAAGCAU